This is a messenger RNA of Magnolia sinica, 2282 nucleotides long. Its product is annotated as multicopper oxidase LPR2-like. Gene Ontology annotation, molecular function: oxidoreductase activity; copper ion binding. Lineage: Eukaryota; Viridiplantae; Streptophyta; Magnoliopsida; Magnoliales; Magnoliaceae. The record is from RefSeq and is a predicted model, not a curated record. The transcript has 4 exons. The coding region runs from base 85 to 1794 and encodes 569 amino acids.
CCUUGAAGAUCACUUCCUAAUAUAAGACAGGGAUAGCCGUUGAUCUUCUUAUUAAUGAGAUGAUACAUGCAGAUUUAGAAAAAAAUGGCUACUUUGAAGCUUCUCUUCUUCCUCUCCCUCUUGUGGGCCCUCAGACCAACAAGGGCCCAGGAGCGCCUCAUCAAUGUAUCGAAGCUGGAGAUGUUCGUCGACAACCUUCCAGACAUGCCCAAGAUCCAGGGUUUCACUAUUAGAAACGGCAUCCCAGUGUCAAGAUCAAUCAAGAUCGGCAUGUUUGAGAAGAAAUGGAAAUUCCACAGAGACCUUCCACCUACACGUGUCUUUGCGUACGGCACUUCCGACGAGACGGCAACUGUACCGGGCCCCACAAUCGAAGCUCUCCAGGGAAUCGAGACACGUGUCAGAUGGGAGAACCACCUCCCAUCCAAGCACAUCCUCCCGUGGGACCCAACCAUCCCAACUGCCAUCGUUAGUAACGGCGUCCCAACAGUCGUUCAUCUCCACGGCGGCAUACACGAGCCGGAGAGUGACGGACACGCGAAUGCCUGGUUCACUUCCGGCUUCCAACUGACGGGCCCAACAUGGUCCCAGAAAACGUACCGUUAUCACAACGUCCAACAGCCUGGAAAUCUCUGGUACCAUGAUCAUGCAGUGGGCCUCACACGUGUCAACCUCCUAGCGGGUCUGAUCGGAUCCUACGUGAUCCACCAACCCGACAUUGAGGGCCCACUUGGGCUCCCAUCGGGCCCCGAAUUCGAUCGCCACCUUGUGAUAUUUGAUCGUAGCUUCCGAACCGAUGGAUCGAUCUACAUGAAUUCCACCGGCAAUAACCCGUCGAUCCACCCUCAGUGGCAGCCAGAGUACUUCGGCGAUGCUGUGAUCGUUAAUGGAAAGGCGUGGCCAUGGAUGAAAGUGAGCCGCAGGAAGUACCGGUUUCGGAUCCUCAAUGCCUGCAAUGCGAGAUUCUUCCGCCUCUUCUUCAGUAACGGACUGAGAUUCAUCAAUGUGGCAUCGGAUUCCGCUUACCUGGCACGUCCCGUCACCGUCAGCAAGCUCCUGGUGGGCCCAUCAGAGAUUGCGGAUGUGAUCGUCGAUUUCUCCAUGUCCACAUCCGAUGUGGCGAUCCUGGCCAAUGACGCGCCAUAUCCAUUCCCAACUGGUACCCCAGCUGAUGAAAUCAAUGGGAAGGUGAUGAAAUUCAUCAUCGAUCCACAUCAGACGGCGGACACAUCUCGUGUCCCAUCCAAAUUGAUAGAAUAUCCGGUCCCAAAAGCAGAUCAGUCGUUUAAAACUCGAUACAUCGCAAUGUAUGAAUAUACGACUGGCACGGGGGAGCCAACUCAUCUCUACAUAAAUGGGAAGGCGUUUGACGAGCCAGUCACUGAGACCCCGAAAGUGGGGUCCACCGAGGUGUGGUAUGUGAUCAAUCUGACGGGGGAUAACCAUCCAUUGCAUAUCCAUCUGGGGUUGUUUGUCACGUUGGAGCAAACAGAGCUGGUGGGGUUUAAUGAGCUGAGGGACUGCAUGAUGAAGAUGAACGAUCCGAUCAAGUGCCACGUCAGCAAUCACGCACGUGGGAAGCGGAUCCCAGUGGCGGAUCACGAGAGAGGGUGGAAGAACGUGUACAACAUGAACCCGAUGUGCAUCACCAAAAUCCUAGUCAGAUUCGCUCUUCUCCAGCCAAACACUCCUUACCCGUUCAACGCGUCCGCGGAGCCUGGUUACGUGUACCAUUGCCACAUUUUGGAUCAUGAAGACAAUACCAUGAUAAGGCCCUUGAAGAUCAUUUCCUAAGAUAAGACAGGGACAGCCGUUGAUCAUGUUCUUAUUAAUAAGAUGAUACAAGUAGAUUGAGCUAAAUACUCUUUUAAGCAUUUUUCAUACAUGGUUGCUAUGUAAUGGUAAAAUUAAUUUAGAAAGAUGUGAACUCUUACUCAAUUCGUGACAAAACUGGUAAGAGUAUUUCUGAGUAAUUUUCAGUGUUAUUUAAUAUUGAAAAAUAUGUGAGUAAUGAAUAUGUAUUUGAAAGUUACAUGUGUGAUUAUUUGAUACUCUAGCAGGGUGAUGCUUGAUACGCAGGAACUUGGGAAUUGUAAAUGUGGCGAACAUUAACUUCCUCUGUUGUACAUGUGGCAAACGUUAAGGCGGACUAUCCCAUGGAAGCUCUGUAGAUAGGUCAUAAUAAAAAAAAUACCUAAAAAUCAGAUUUGUUACUGAACUCUGAUUAUUGGAUACUUGUUCACUGAAAUGGGAAUGUUGGCUAUGUUUCGUCUCAACCCUUA